This is a messenger RNA of Protobothrops mucrosquamatus (brown spotted pit viper), 678 nucleotides long. Its product is annotated as sodium/glucose cotransporter 2-like. Gene Ontology annotation, molecular function: D-glucose:sodium symporter activity. The record is from RefSeq and is a predicted model, not a curated record. The annotation marks the transcript as partial. NCBI's taxonomy places the organism in Eukaryota, Metazoa, Chordata, Lepidosauria, Squamata, Viperidae. The transcript is spliced from 8 exons. Gene Ontology annotation, biological process: sodium ion transport; transmembrane transport. Gene Ontology annotation, cellular component: plasma membrane.
AUGGAGGCAGAAUCACCAACGCUCACAUCUAAAAAGACGGCCAUCAGCAAUGCGGCAGACAUUUUGGUCAUCUGUUUUUACUUCCUUGCGGUCAUUGGCACUGGCCUUUGGUCCAUGCGCCGGAUCAAUCGAGGGACAGUGGGGGGAUAUUUCUUGGCUGGAAGGAAGAUGGUGUGGUGGCCGAUUGGAGCCUCUCUCUUUGCCAGCAACAUUGGCAGCGGGCAUUUUGUAGGUCUGGCAGGCACCGGAGCAGCGAAUGGCCUGGCCGUGGCAGGAUUUGAGUGGAAUGCUAUAUUUUUUGUUCUUCUCCUUGGAUGGUUCUUUGUUCCAGUUUACCUCUCUGCUGAGGUCAUCACAAUGCCCCAGUACCUGAAGAAACGUUUUGGAGGCCAACGAAUCCGUCUCUACCUCUCCAUCCUCUCUCUUUUCAUGUACAUCUUCACCAAAAUAUCAGUGGACAUGUUUUCUGGUGCUGUGUUCAUCCAGCAGGCCUUGGGCUGGAAUAUUUAUCUAGCUGUCAUAGCGCUUCUGAUCAUAACCACCAUUUAUACCAUGACAGGAGGAUUGGCAGCCUUGAUGUACACUGACACAGUCCAGACUUUUGUCAUGAUUGGAGGCGCUUUCGUCUUGAUGGGGUUUGCCUUCAGUGAAGUCGGAGGUUAUCAAGGAUUAUUUGAC